Molecule: messenger RNA, 794 nt
Organism: Chironomus riparius
Lineage: Eukaryota; Metazoa; Arthropoda; Insecta; Diptera; Chironomidae
Source: the annotation of a GenBank genome assembly
AUGUCAAUUGAAAGUGAAAGUGGAAUCAGAGCGAAGAAGGAAAUGACGUCGACUGCAAAGUACCUGAAUAUGGCAAUUCUGAUCAUAAUUUUGGGCGUUUCCGCCUAUAUUAUUGGACGAAUUGUUAAUGACAUUGGAGUUGUUUUGUUUACGUAUCAUCCAACAUUUAUGGUGCUUGGGUAUCUAAUCCUGAUGUCAAAUGCUAUUCUAAUUAUGGCCGACAGCAGUAUUCUCACCACAAAUAUGUCUCACCAGAAUCGAAUCACAGCACAUUGGAUCAUUCAAUUAUGUGCCUUGAUCUUAUUUGUAAUCGCACAGAUCUGUAUAUUCACACACAAGAACAAUUUAGGAAAAUCUCAUUUUCAAACAACUCACAGUAUUUUUGGAUUAAUUACUGUAAGUUUAACUAUGUUGUCUGCCAUUGGUGGAGUCUUUACGAAAUAUGCAAUGCAGCUCAGAAACACUGUUAAGCCUGUCGUCUUGAAAUGCUUCCAUUCAUUUGCUGGAAUUCUUGUCUACAUCCUUGCCGUGAUUACAAUGAUACUUGGAUUCAGCCAGAUGUGGAAUGAAGAUAAGGAUGCCUACAUCAAGCCAAUUCUCAUCGUUUUAAUCGUCAUUAUUGCCUUCUUCAUCCUCAUUAAGAGCUUCGUACUCUUUAUAUCACGUUUCAAAGACAUAAUUGCUUAAAUUACUCAAUUAAUCAGCUAUUGCUUCUGUUCCAGCCUAAUUAAAUGAUAUUUUAUUUCAUGGUGCACGCAUAUAACUCUUAAACGUACAUGAUUUUACUAUCAAUU